This is a messenger RNA of Diatraea saccharalis (sugarcane borer), 3381 nucleotides long. The record is from the annotation of a GenBank genome assembly. Lineage: Eukaryota; Metazoa; Arthropoda; Insecta; Lepidoptera; Crambidae.
UAAGUGGGUUCUUUGUUUCUCCCUGUAUUAAAAAAUACCUUUUGAUAAAUAUAAUUGAACCUAUUCUAAAAAAGUAAACGACCCCAAAAAGAGUACGUAAAUCUAUCCAAUAAUUGAUCUGAUAAAUGUCUUUGUUUCAGAUAAUAUUUAUUUCAGGUCAUUCGCAUGUCAUCGACCUCGUCGCCAUGGGGUAGUGCUUGUGAGUUGUGACAUUACGGAUGAUUGUUUGCAGUGAUUUAAUAAGUUUAAUUGGAAAAGUGUUAAAAACUUUUAACUAUGUAUUCUAUGAACUAUAUCGGUAAGUUCAUCGCGAACUUCCGCGAGUUCUACAACGAGAUCAAUGGUGCAACUUUGACCGGUGCCAUUGAUGUGGUGGUGGUGGAACAACCCGAUGGUAGCUUCACCUGUUCCCCGUUUCACGUGCGUUUCGGCAAACUUGGCGUGCUGCGUUCCAGGUUUAAAGUAGUGGACUUGGAACUGAACGGAGAACCUUUGAAUAUUCAUAUGAAAUUGGGGGAGUCAGGAGAGGCGUUCUUUGUGGAAGAGGUGGGGGAAGACGAAGCGGAGUGUUCGGCACACCUCGCAACGUCUCCUAUACCUGCUUCGCGCUUCGAAGAACUAUACGAGCCGCGCCGUCGUAAUUCGCUCUCUGUCGUAGAACCCGAUCACGGGCAGGCGUCUGACUACACUAAGCGAAGGUACACCGCAGAUGCUCAGUCUAUGCAAAAACCUAACUUAAGUAAAUUGACAAAGAAUAAUAAUGCCAAAGAAGAGACUACUAAUAAUGAAAAUAAUAAUGAAAAUGACGCGUUGUUCGAGAUGGAAGGUCUCGACGACGCGACCGUACCGUCUGGCGCUGAUCGAGCCGACGGACGAACGCCAAAGACAUUUGCAGCGACGCAAAUAAGCGGCACGGGAAGCGAAGCUAGUCAAACUGUGCAGAAAAUUAGUGCUAAUAACGAUUUUCGCCCUAUAGAGGCGGCUCUCCUGAACCAAGAGGAGAUCAAACAGAAUGGUAACGGGAAGAAAAAGAAGAAAACUAGAAAGUUAAGUUCUAAAAAGAAACACCAGAGGAAAUCAUCUACGAGCUCGAUAUCUAGCCAGUCAGAUCGAGCCGGUUCCGAACAGAGAGCAUCACAGCCAGCCUCUAUACCCAAUGCGACUGAUAUAAAUUUCUUCAGCGACAGUGAAAUCAACACUGCUGCUCUCAGGAGCACUCGGAACGGCACACCCGUGCAGUCAGACACGGAGGUUGAGCUAGCCCGGACAGCAGUCGGGGAUAAGUCCUCUCAGUCUUGGCGCUGGGGAGAGUUGCCGGAGCCGCCUGUGCGCACGGAGAUAUCCGCUACACCUGACUCCCCCGAUUCGCCUCCCUCCCCCGCAUCUCCUGCAUCGCCCGCCUCUCCUACUGAGCCACUAAGCUCCGAUGAGGAGCGAUCUGCUCGCCGGGGUGUCUUAUCUGGAAUGUUCCGGUUUAUGUCGACACGUGAAGCAUCCGAGGUGGCUACUGAGGGGGUUUAUCUCGAUGAUCUCGACCGCGGGCAGGUUGAUCCCGAUCUCUAUUUUCCUAAACACCACACUGAACGUUACCGCGCAGGUGUGACUAGUGCACCACAUCCUACGACGGGUCCCACCGAGGAAGAAUACGAGUCUGGCAACGGCCCCUCGCUGCCGCAAUCGCCAGCGUCGCUCGACCCACCUGUUCUAGAUUCUGACGAUGAUGAAAAACUUCUAGCCAAAGGUCAAGUGGGUGUGUAUGUUCGGGAGGACGUGGUGUCGCGCGCGUUGCCAUUCGAAGAGUUUUGUGCUCGAGGCGUGACCCUCGCCAACGAGGGCCGCCUGGUGGUGAGGCUGGGCGACCGCUGGCUACCGUGGCGCAGCGCUGGCCCGCUGCUGUUGUCGCUGCUUGCAUACCGCCGUCCGCUACCAACGCGCGUAUUGGAGUCCCUGGAGAAAGACUUGGACAAAGAGUGCCCACGGACUGCGGAUACCGCGUCAAAACCUCGCGGCUACUCCUGGUGGAGCUGGAGGCGAUCCAACUCGGAGACCAAACGUUCCGAAUCGUCAUCAAAAGAUGAACCUGAUAAGAAAUUGGACAUAACCCAAGUAGAAACUGUCACUGAAGUAAAAAUAGAAGCUGAAUUAAUGGACGAGCCGGUACCGGAGACUGUCCCCGUAGAGGAAGCACUCGAAUCACCGGAAACAGAAGAGACUGUCGUAAUUGAAGAAAUUUCAGAAGUAGAACCUACUCCGAUUCAAGAAAAAGAUGAUCUUCAAGAAAACAGUUCCUCGGAUUCAGAUCAAGAGGGAAAAUCGGUUCCUAAACGACGACACUCCUCCUUCCGUAAGACAUUGCGGUUGUCUUCCGAACAAAUUAAAGAAUUGAAUCUCCGCGAGGGAAUGAACGAGAUGGUGUUCAGUGUGACGACAGCAUACCAGGGCACAACUAGAUGCAAAUGCAAUGUGUUCCGAUGGCGGUACGACGACAAAAUUGUCAUCUCCGACAUUGACGGAACCAUAACAAAGUCGGAUGUGUUGGGUCAUAUCUUCCCACUGGUGGGAAAGGAUUGGGCACAGUCGGGGGUAGCACAAUUAUUUACCAAGAUAAAGAACAAUGGCUAUCAGCUGCUAUAUUUAUCCGCCCGCGCUAUAGGACAGGCAAGGGUGACACGCGAGUAUCUCCGCUCGAUCCGUCAAGGUGAGGUUUGCCUCCCCGAUGGACCGUUGCUGCUGAAUCCGACGUCACUCCUGCGCGCCUUCCACCGUGAAGUCAUAGAGAAGAAACCUGAAGAGUUCAAGAUUCAGUGCCUCGCCGACAUCAAAGCACUAUUCCCGCAAGGCUCUAAUCCAUUUUAUGCGGGAUACGGCAACAGAGUUAACGACGUUUGCGCAUAUCAAGCCGUCGGCAUUCCUAUCGUGAGAAUAUUCACGAUCAAUUACAAGGGUGAACUCAAACACGAAUUGACUCAGACAUUCCAAUCGACUUACCACGUCCAAAGUAACAUGGUCGAUGAUUUAUUCCCGCUACUCAAACGUGAUAGAAAUGUUAAAGAACGUGAUAAAAUCUAGUCCAAAGUUUAAUUAUAUUUUAGUUAAUGCAUAUAGUGAGAGAUAAGCAGACACUCGACAUUGCCGGUACUCGCACAUGUCGGUUCUAGUGGAUCAAGUGUUUCCGCCGGCUCUAUGCGAGCCCUCGGAUGAGUUCUCGCAGACUGUCUACUGGCGCGAACCGCUGCCCGCCUUUGAUCCACCACAAGUCACUGUUCCUCCAUCAAAAAGUAACUGAAGUCAUCUUAAAAUAUAACUUAUUAUAUACGUAUAUUAUAAUUCCCAGUGAUAGGAAUAUGUAAAACCAUCCAAGUUAAGGCACAUUUUUAUUGG